GUCCGAGUGAGCACUCGUUGUGUCAGUUGUUCUACAAAGACGGUGUUGAAGAGUAUUAAGUUAUUGAAACGCGUUACAGAAAGAAAGAUUAGUUUAUACUCAGCACUUUUAAAGGAUGUUUUUUCUAUUUAUCGUCUUCUACUGCAUUUCAAUUGUAACUGGAGAAAUACACGUUUUAUACAACACUAAAGUUGCGACAAGUGAUUUAGAUUGGGCCUUACACCCCACAUAUGGAGCGUGGGAGGAAUUGAGCGGACUCGAUGUAGACGGGAACACAAUACGUUACCACCAAGUAUGUAACACAGGAAUGGAUGAACAGGACAAUUGGGUCCGAUCCCCAUUUAUCGACGCAAAGUCGGCCCAGCGUAUUUAUAUGGACAUCGAAUUUUCCGUUAUGAAAUGUGAGGAAUGUCGCGAAACAUUCGCGUUGUAUUAUUACCCGUCCAGCUCCGAUACUGCUACCACUACAUUCCCGCCUUGGAGAGAAAACCCCUAUAUCAAAAUCGAUACAUUAGCAGCUGGUGAAAGAUUCGAUUCCGAAACCGUAGGUGCGGAGGGAAUUAAUAAGAAAACAUUGGUUAUUGGACCAUUAUCAAGACGCGGAUUUUAUAUCGCUGCUCAGGACCAGGGCGCCUGUAUGUCAAUUAUGAGUUUGAAAUUGUAUUAUUACCACUGUGAGGAAACGACCCAUAACCUGGCUUAUUUUCCGAACACCAUAUCGGGCGGCGGUAUCGCUGAAUUGGUGUCGCAAUCUGGAAAGUGCGUUUCGAACUCAGUAUACGCGAAUGAAGUUCCGAAAUACCGAUGUAACAUUUACGGCGAAUGGCAAGUCCCUACUGGUUCUUGUCAGUGCAGAGCUGGGUAUGAACCAAAUACACAACUCACCGCAUGUACAGGCUGCAUGGUUGGCAAGUACAAAUCUACAAAUGGCAAUACACCUUGUCAAGUCUGCCCACAGCACAGCGUAACACAUUCAACAUCCGCUAGUCACUGUACUUGUGUGGCUGGACAUUAUCGAGCCGAAAACGACCCAAUCAGCCAAGCCUGCACUCGGCCCCCCACUAAGCCUCGGAAUGUGACUCAUGUUCAAAACAAGACUUCUCUCUUAUUGUCAUGGGUCCCACCUUCAACUACAGGGGGUAGAACUGAUAUAUAUUACAGCAUAUCAUGUGAACUGUGCGAUUCUGAGCAUGAGAACUGUCAGCCCUGCAAUGUUGAUGUUCAAUACAGACCAAGCAACCACCAGCACACCACAACAACGUACAUGGAAGUCUCAAAUCUUAAUCCCUUCUCAUGCUAUAAGUUCAAGGUUUCUUCUUCAAAUGGUGUUUCUAGGGUCAGCGUGGAGCCCGAACAAUUUGAGCUAAUAAAGAUUUGCACCAACGCCGCUGCUCCGUCUGCUGUCACGGGCCUUAAGUUUAUUUGGAUUGGGGAAGUUUCGGCAACUUUAAGUUGGUUGCCGCCCACACAUAGCAACAAGAUUGUUGGAUAUGAAGUGCAAUUGUUCCAAAACAAUCAGCGUUUAAAACUGACAAAAAUUAUGGAGGUUUCAACACCAAACGUUACAAUAAAUGGUUUGAACCCUGGAUGGAAAUAUGUAGUGAUGGUACGAGCAUGUAAUAACGAUGGGUGCGGCCAGUUCAGUGAAAAACUGCAGCUAGUUACUUAUGACAAAGGUUCUGAGCCUGAAUCUAUAGUGGAAGGCAGUACUACAUGGAUUGGAGGAGUUAUUGGUGGGGUUCUAGUUAUCGUUAUAAUAAUUAUUGUCGUGAUGAUAAAAAGACGACAAACCGAUAAAAAGAAACGAAAAGAAAUCCAAGCCAGAACAAAACUCAACGAAAACACUCAACAACUAAACCAGAGUAGCUUUUUACAAACCGCAGGGCGAACUUAUGUUGAUUACCGUGACCCCCACAAUGGGGUAAAAGAAAUCGCAACCGAGAUUGAUCAAACGAGAAUUAAGAUCGACAGUGUUAUUGGAAGAGGUGAGUUCGGUGAAGUGUGUCGUGGUAAAAUGUUGACGGGCAAAACAACGACUUCUGUCGCCGUGAAACGAUUAAAACACGGAGCAAGUUUAAUUGACCACACCAACUUUCUACGAGAGGCAUGCACUAUGGCACAGUUUAAAGACCCGAAUAUUAUUCAACUGAAAGGAGUGGUUACUAAAAGCAUCCCUGCAAUGAUAAUCACGGAAUUUAUGGAGCAUGGUUCGCUUGAUAAAUUUUUACAGGCUCGUUCUGGGCAGCUUACUGUUCUACAAUUACUUGAAAUGUUACGCGGCAUCGCAAGUGGAAUGAAAUAUCUUUCAUCAAUGAAAUAUGUUCAUCGAGAUUUAGCUGCAAGAAAUAUCCUUGUUAAUUCUCAACUUGUUUGUAAAGUAUCCGACUUUGGUCUUUCAAGAACUCUUGAGAAUGACCCUCAAGCUACCUAUACUACACAGGGUGGAAAGAUCGCCCUCCGCUGGACAGCGCCUGAGAGCAUCCGUUGUCGUCAAUUUACAUCAGCAAGUGAUGUAUGGAGCUAUGGGAUCGUUAUGUGGGAAGUCAUGUCUUAUGGGGAGAAACCUUACUGGGAUAUGAGUAAUGAAGUUGUGACAGAGGUAUUAGAAGAUGGAUACAGGCUCCCGUCACCUGAGGGUUGUCCUACUCCUGUUCAUAGUUUGAUGUUGAAAUGUUGGUCUUAUGAACCGAAACGCAGACCAACCCUGCUGGAAAUCAUUAAGACUUUGGAUCAUUUUAUUAAACAGCCCAGCUCUCUUCAAGAUGACAUGGAAGCUGAUGCAAGUGCCCCGCUGUUAAAGCCAGACAGUCCCAACAGCAUUCAAGAUGUAUCAACAUUAGACGAGUGGUUAGACAUGGUAAAACUUGGAAGAUACCGCAGGAGUUUUCAUAACAACGGAAUUAAUGAUCUUGAAAGCUUGGCUCACAUAAGUGAAAGUGAGUUGGACAGACUUGGCAUAGCGUCACCUUCCCACCGCACCAGACUACAGGGAGGCAUUAACACUUUACGACAACAUUUGGUCGAAGUAAACGAAGUUCAAUCCAGCAGUAACGCACCUUACGACGCCCACGCUUCAACGCUACCAAUAGCUCACGGGAAACCAAGCAAUCCUGUUGCAGUUUGAUCCUAUUUUUAAAACGCCACACAAUGUAUUUUCAUAUAAAUUUGUGUUUUUUUCGUGUAUUUAUUAUUUAAUAAAGAUUACUGUUUCAAAUU
Ciona intestinalis (vase tunicate) is the source of this 3216-nucleotide messenger RNA. The record is from RefSeq. NCBI's taxonomy places the organism in Eukaryota, Metazoa, Chordata, Ascidiacea, Phlebobranchia, Cionidae.